UUGUGCAACAGCAUCUAAUCUAAAGUUCAAGGUAUCGUCCACGAGUUUAACUCGGAGCAGUGGACGCUGUCAUUCAGCUUCAGCGCCGGUGGCCAGUCAGUUUGUCUCACAGAAGACCGUUUUAAAUCUAAGAAGCCAUGGGAGAGUGGGGAUUCCUGUCCACUCUGCUUCAUAAGGUGCAGACCCACUCCACUGUGGUGGGAAAAGUCUGGCUUAGCGUGCUUUUCAUCUUCAGGAUCAUGGUGCUUGGAGCGGGAGCCGAGAAGGUUUGGGGUGAUGAACAGUCCAAAAUGGUUUGCAACACCAAGCAACCUGGUUGUAAGAACGUCUGCUACGACCACGCCUUCCCCAUCUCGCACAUUCGGUUCUGGGUUCUCCAGAUCAUCUUCGUCUCCACGCCAACCCUGGUCUACCUCGGCCACGUCAUCCAUGUCAACCACAAAGAGAAAAAGCUGAGAGAAUACAUGGAAGCCCACCCCAGCCGGGGGAUUGUGAAGGGGCCAAAGUACUCUGACGAAAAGGGGAAAGUCCAGCUCAAGGGCAACCUGCUGGGAAACUACAUGACCUCCAUCUUCUUCAGAAUCCUCCUGGAGAUAGGCUUCAUAGUGGGGCAGUAUUACCUGUACGGGUUCAUCAUGGAGCCGCAGAUCGUCUGCUCCCGGGCGCCAUGUCCCUUCACCGUCGAGUGCUUCAUGUCUCGGCCCACGGAGAAAACCAUCUUCAUCAUCUUCAUGCUGGUCAUGUCCUGCGUCUCGGUGGUGCUCAACGUGGUGGAGAUCUUCUACCUGGCGUGCACCAGGUCGUCCAGGCGGAAGUCCAAAUCGGUGCAGACAACGGCCAUCGCCAUCCACCCGCGUUUCACCACCGACAGCAUGAUGAAGAACGAGAAGCUCGGCCUCCAUGACUCCAGCACGGCUUGAGGGACGACGUUCGGUAGAUCCACCGAGUC
Molecule: messenger RNA, 949 nt
Organism: Xiphophorus hellerii (green swordtail)
Lineage: Eukaryota; Metazoa; Chordata; Actinopteri; Cyprinodontiformes; Poeciliidae
Product: gap junction Cx32.2 protein-like
Exons: 3
Coding region: 138-920 (260 amino acids)
Biological process (GO): cell-cell signaling
Cellular component (GO): connexin complex
Molecular function (GO): gap junction channel activity
Source: RefSeq, a predicted model, not a curated record